AUGUCACGGCCCAAGCCGCCGCCUCCUGGCAACGAAGAGGCCUCGGCGACGCUGAACCUCGGCGAGUUUAACAACGUUGACACCUUGACGCUGUCGGAAGCCUCGCUCGUUCUAAACGCGCUGGUCGCGAAGCGGCGCAACGACCGCAAAAACGUCAACGAGACCGAGAUGCUGAACCAGACCCUCAGCUACCUCGACCACUUUGCGCGGUUCACGCAAAAAGAAAACGUAGAGGCCGUGGAGCGGCUGCUCAGCACGCACAAGGACCUGGCCAAGUUUGAGCGCGCCCAGCUGGGAUCGCUGUGCUGCGAAACCGCCGACGAGGCCAAGACGCUGAUCCCCUCGCUCGCCGACAAGAUUUCCGACGAGGACCUAAAGGAGCUACUCGAGGAAAUUUCCAAGCUGCAAAACCGGUAA
Molecule: messenger RNA, 417 nt
Organism: Beauveria bassiana ARSEF 2860
Lineage: Eukaryota; Fungi; Ascomycota; Sordariomycetes; Hypocreales; Cordycipitaceae
Product: RNA polymerase Rpb4
Exons: 3
Coding region: 1-417 (138 amino acids)
Biological process (GO): nuclear-transcribed mRNA catabolic process, deadenylation-dependent decay; mRNA export from nucleus in response to heat stress; positive regulation of translational initiation
Cellular component (GO): P-body; RNA polymerase II, core complex
Molecular function (GO): nucleotide binding; translation initiation factor binding
Source: RefSeq, a predicted model, not a curated record